This is a messenger RNA of Aegilops tauschii subsp. strangulata, 1191 nucleotides long. Its product is annotated as putative F-box protein At5g55150. The record is from RefSeq and is a predicted model, not a curated record. Lineage: Eukaryota; Viridiplantae; Streptophyta; Magnoliopsida; Poales; Poaceae.
AUGGCGGCGCAGGCUGGGGCAAAACAAACGACGGCAGCGCAGAUGAGCGCGUCUCCGGCGGCGGCUGCAGACGACGCGUGGUCCAGGCUUCCUGUCGAUCCUCUCAGUGUGGUCUACUCCAGGAUCCCUUCACCGCUCGAUCGAGUACGCUUCACCGGCGUGUGCAACUCAUGGCGCCAUGUCUUAUCGUGCCGACCGCCGCAGCCAGCUCUCCCGUGGUUGAUCCUCUCGCCGUACGAGGACGGCGCGGCAGAGCGCGUGUUCAGCCCCGUGGAUGGCACGGUGUUUCGCAUUCCCCUCCCGGCCAAAGCGAUCGGCAUGCGGCUAGUCGGAUCUCAUGAUGGUGGCUGGAUCGUCGCCGCGUCCACCGGUAAUGCCGCUACCUCGCUGGUGAUCGUGAACCUCUUUUCUGGCAUCGAGGUGCCACUUUCUGCCGUGCAACGAAGGAUCUUAGACGCACCAGUCCAGAAGAUCAUCUUCUCAGAGGACCCCACCUCAAAACGCUGCAUCCUUGCCGCCAUCUUGACGAACAGGAGCACGCUCGGGCUGUGCAAGGUUGGAUGCCGAGACCGCGGGUGGUCGAUGUCAGUACAGCCUAUCUUCUUCUCAGACAUUGCCUUCUGCCGUGGCACGCUCUAUGGCAUAAACAACCAUAACGAGUUAUUCAUGUUCGACCCCACUGCGUCGGUGGUCAGCGCCACAUACCCACUGCGCAUCCAAGAACCUAGCCGCAUAUAUUCGUGGGGAAACCCCAGGAUCAACUACAUUUUCACGCACAAUGACAAGCUAUUUAUGGCACAAAGGACCAAGUGGUCACAGGAGGGCGAGGUUUUCUUCAAGGUGUUUGAGCUCAGCAAAAUUGACAAAGACAAGACAACCGAAUAUGACUACAUGUGGGCAGAAGUGAUGUCAUUGGACAACCAUGCCUUGUUCUUGAGUGUGCCAUACUCCAAUUUUGUGCACGUGCCAAGAGGCUGUCAUGGCGAUGUGGAGAGAAACCACAUCUACUACAACCAUCCCCACGCAAGCAGUAUCAGUGAUGUCGUGCAACUGAACAUGUGUGACAAUGGCAACCAUAUGUAUCGCACGAAAGACCGCAAAAUCAGUGCCGUGGAUAGGAUCACGUCGUUCAGAUACUACAUGGCCAAUGGUUGUCCUACUCUCAUGUGGUUAAUCCCUCCAAAUUCCUAG